AUGAGCGACACUUUUUCGGAAAAGAUCCCUGAAAACUCAAAGAAAUUUCCCGAUUUUGGAGUUGGCCCUGCUCACUACUCUAUAAAGGAUUUGAUGAAAGAAGACAUCCCGCGUUUGAAUGGUUUAUCGCACAUCACUUUUAAGCUCAAUUAGGCAUUAAUUUAAGGUUUUUUAAACCAUCUUAGAAGAGAGCCCGUAGAUCAAAGAAUGCCGAAAAGAAGGACAGAAAACGAGGUUUUCAGAAGUUACUCCACUCGGAUAAUUUUUUUUAUAGAUAGGUCACGCCAAGCGAGACAAAGCCGACAAUUCUUCUUCUGAAUCUAAAGGUGAAUCGGAAGAACAGGAGCCUGGAUCUUCUUUUUUGGUGGACGAAGACCUAUUGGUAGUUUUGGAAACUUCAAGGAAGCAAGAUGAAACCGAAUUGAACGACAGUCGCUGUUCAAAAAUGGAAAAACUUUCUGGAACUGAAAAAUUUGGCGAAACCGCAACAUCGAGGGCUGAACAAGACGAGGACGAUCCUGAUCAAGACAGUCCUAUUCAUUUCCAAGGAAUAGACGUGGAGAAAACGACUAAUCGAGAGAAUAAGGAUGGGUUCGAAGAAGAUGUCUCAAAAGCGCCAGAUGAAGAAACGUGUGAUUCGGUGGAAAGUGGACCAUCCGUAGAAGUGAUAGAAGGACCAGAUGCAGCCGACCCUGGCCAGGACGACGCUCAGGAACAAGAUUGUGUGGCCGUAUCGGAAGAAGACUCUUCGGAUUUCUCGUCAGAGUUGGGCGGGGAAAGCGUUGAACAGUGAGUUUUUAUAAGAUUUUCAAACAGUCAGUAUUUUAUGUAAUUUGGAUGAUGAAAGAAUCAUUUAUGUUCAGAGAAACCGAUAACAAUCCCUCAGAAAAAAUUUGCUCGGAGGAGUUCCUGGAAGACGACUUUGAAGAAGAUAAACCGCAACUCUGCGAUGUCGCGAACGAUUUGAACCAGAGGGAAUCUAUAGAAGGAGAGUCUCCCCCACAGAACGAGGGAUCCACGUCCGCAGAAACUUCGAGCAACCAAGUUUUCUAAUGGUUGCAUCACGGGCCCCAUCUGUUUGAUUGGCAGGUCGCUGAAGAGGUUCAACGGAGCAAAUCACCCAACGAUCUCCAUUUGGCAGCGUUUAUUGUGGACGAGUUGAGAAAGUCUGUUCAUCCUUCGCACUGUGAGUUCAAUUUUAGUUCAAUUGAGUACCAUUUCUUUGUUUAGGCUUUCAGCCAACGUUCGUCAGAACUUAUUACGAAACCUACCACGAAAUUCCUGGAGUUGAGCCAAGUUUGUUUGUUUUUCUUUGUUUCAAGUUUUAUAAAAACUAUUUUUGGUUUUUUUUUGUGCACUGCGUUACGAGGGCGGGCAGAGAGAAGACAUGCGAAAAAUUAGACUUCUAAAAGCGCUCAGAUCGGUUAGGGGGUCGAUUAUAGUGUGCUCGGAGGAAACAGGGACAUUUCGAAAGAACCGCAGAAAAAGUCUACUGUCAAUAAAAAAAUUUUCGCACUUCUGCUCUGAAAAACUGCAAAAAAAAAUCUUGGAGCAAAUUCGGUCAAACUUGGUCGAAUCUGGUAUACGGUCCUCUUUGCAGAAACAGGACAAGCUGGCGCGGAAUGUGCUAUACUGCAGCAGAACCAUUUAAAAAAAUAAUAUUUUUAAUUGAACCUUUUUCUAAUUAAAAAUGCUAGGGUAUAUUGAACUCUUUAACUUACUGCCUAAAAAGAAGUCAAUCUUUUUGAAAUUGUCACUGGUCGUUCUAGACCCCCGUUUUUCAGUUAUCUUUAUCCUUUUUUUUACUCUUCUUAGCUCGGUUAAGGCCGCGAAAACACAGGCCAAAGACUUACAAUCACAACACCUUGGAUUGAGACGGAGAAUCCCCGAAAAUGGCCGGUCUGUUUUCUCAUUCUUAUUUCUGGCAACUGAGAUAUUCUGCAGGAAAGUGAAGAACGAUUGCCUUCUCGGUGGCCAAUUCUCAAGGGAAUUCUAGAACAGUUUCUUCGGUGUGAAACAAAGAGUCCGGCGCAAGUUGAAGUUCAUUUCUAUAGUUUAUUGUCAUAAAUCUCAUCUGUUUUCAGAUUUUGAUAAUGGAAUGUGUGGGAAAGAGGUGUGUUGAGCCGUCAGAAAGCACAAACAUUGAAAAAUUUUUCAAUCUAUUGCCUCUAGAAAAACAGAAUAUUUACUACGAAACGGUCCGUUUCAUCGUUAAGUUGGCUCUUCGGGCAAGACUUCUUCUCCCGAAGGUUCAUCGAAAUUUGUUUAUUUUUGUCCUUAAUGAAACUCCGAGAUAAUUUAGUUUGUAAUCGCCGGAACGAUUUCUGAUAAUCCAGUAAAUGUUUGCCUGCAAAACUUUUAGCUUUGAGCUUUUUGAGUGUUCAAUCCCUAUUUUUUGCGUUCCAAGCAUCUCAGAAACAUAAACUUUCAUUGCCACACAGUUUUUGAAUUAAGUCUAUUCUUCUUACCUGCUUGUAGCGCAUAGUUUCAGACUCAAAAAUCGUUAUCUAACUCGUAAAAAAAUGUAUUUAUACUGACUCCGAACUCCUUCAGCCUCUGUGCGUUCUCAAAAGGAGCUGCAACUUCUCAGUGACGUUCAGCCAGGAACAGUGCGCAUGCAUCUUGGCUCACGCUUUCCUUGGCACCUUUGGAUCCCAUUUCUCUUUUUCGCAGUUAGUUUUUAGAAUACUCUUCAGAGAAGUUUUUUUUUCUCAAUUGGAAAACUUUAGGUUCAUUUUCAACGUGAAAUCGGAGCUGAUGCUCGAAAAACUGAGGUUUAUAAUGCACUAUUUCGACUGUGUUAGGCGUAGGAUGCCAGAAGGCGUCGUUUCAUUUCGACGUCGCUUUUUCAACCGAAGCAAUGAUUGGGAUCAAUGUGAAGAGAGGGUUCGUCUUUUUUAGGAUCGUUUAUAAGUCAUUCCUUCUGUUGUUCUUCUUGGUCAAGAAAUGGAUUAAUUUCAGAUUGGAGAAAAGGAUUUGUGGGUAACUCAAGAUUUGCUCAUUGAAAAAGCUCCUCUGAGCAGCCAAGUCGAUUUCGCCAACAAGAAUAUUGGUGGCGGAGUUUUGGCUUCCGGAGCUGUCCAGGUUAUUCUCUCUCGUUGAAACUAUUAUGGUAAUUUUCCUGAUUAGAACAUAUUCAUAACUUCUCGUCGCAAAUUUUCCCGUUCUUCAAAUAUUUUCAAAGUUAUGUUAAAAACCCUAGCUUGUCCACUUUUGACAAUAGUUUUUCGACCAAUCGUGAAAGAAUGAUUCAUUGGUUAAUUUCAAGGAAGAGAUCCGAUUUCUAAUCUCUCCGGAAGCGAUUGUGUCGAUAUUGAUCUGCGAAAAGUUGCGAGACGAAGAAGCCAUUUUUAUCGUUGGGGCGCAACAGUUCAGCUCUUACUCUGGAUACUGUAGGCUUCGUGUGGAAUUUGAUUUUGUAGUCCUUUUUUUCAGCGAAUUCCUUGAAAUGGGAGCCUUUUGAAGGUCCAAUGGAACCACGUGAUCGUUUCGGGUAAGAAAAUUAUUAAAAUCGUGAGUAAAUGUCGAUAUAUCGAACUAGGAUGUGCUCGAAAAAAAACCUCAGAGAUAUCUCUUUCUCAUAAGGGAGCGCAACAAAGGAGAAUAGAUUUUUAUUAGGUUCAAUUCACUGAAUUUUUUUUUUGAAAAUGAACUGUCUCAAAAAAACCAGUCUACAAAAACACGAAGUAUUUUGAAAAAUCUGUUUGAAUGAGCAGUGGCAACUUUUACGUCUUCUCUUCAUUUUUUUGACAGUAAUCUGUUGCCCAAUUUUGUUCUUGAGAACUCAUUUCGACCCAUAGGGUUUCUUAGUGAGUAGAAAGUUUCCGUGUCAUUUUUUGGAACCGAACCAAAUUGAAAGAAAAAUCCGACUGUUUUCAGGCGUAUCCGCUGUGAAAUAGUGGCUAUCGAUGCGCAGCCGUUUUACACUAACAAACUGAGACAAUACGAGAGCGCCAUGAUUUUGCGUGAACUGAACAAGGUGACAUCGGAUAGUGAAACUUUUGAACGUUUGAAACAUCUAUAAUCCAAUGCAGUUUCACACACCAAUGGGUCUAAUUUUUCUAAAACCAUGUCCAACUAGGUAAGACCCAUUGAAGUGAAUUUAAUAGAGGCCACUAGAAAAAAUCUUUUUUUUAGUCUUUUCUCAUUUUAUCAGGCUUUUCUACAUAUACAUCUGAAAUUUCGCUUCUCAAAUUUGAAGAUUGGGAAAUAACAAAUAGAAAAUGUGAGAAUAAGUGUUCGCUUUGAGGCCUACGUGGGAUUCAAAGGCUCCAGCAACACUUUCGAAGAUCCGCCAAUUGUGACUGGCUGGUGGGGCUGCGGCGCCUUUCAAGGAGACCCACAACUCAAAGGUUCAAUAAAGUUACUUUUGAAAGUAUAUAGAUAAAAGCCAGCUGUGAUUAACACGGCGAUGAACGUUUUUUUUUUUCAAUUUUUUUAAAAUUCUAGUCAAAGAAUGAAAACUGUAUCAAUCAUCUUUAAUUGCAUACCAAAUCGGAAAUUUUUCAAAAAACCUCAGAAAUUUCUAAAAACCGGAAAAUUAAAAAAAUCGUUUACCGACUCUUCGUUUGUCGAGUCCAGUGCUUAACUUUUUUCAAAGUUUACCAAUUAUGGACGUUUUUUUUAACUAGUAUUUUUUAAAAAGAAAGCUGGUUAUCUCAUAAAGACAUGUUUUUAAAAUAAAAUUUCUUAUCGUAACCUCCUUGGGACUCGAUUUUUGUAACUCUUAAUUCUUCAGCCAUGAUUCAAUUGGUUGCCGCCACGAAGGCCAGACGCAAUCUCAUUUUUUGUUCCUUUGGAAAAGACCCUGAAGCACCGCGAUUUCUACGUGUACAAAAACAUCUAAAAAACAGGAAAGUAACUGCCGGUAUGUUCUUCUCGACAAUAAAGUAAAAACACUCAUAUGUGUUUUUUUUUUAUAGUUGAGCGGUCUUUAAAUUAAGUAUGAUUCAGUUGAAAAAAAAUUUCAAUAGUCAAUUUGAUCAGUUUUUCUUUGCAGGUCAGUUAGUGAAGUGCUUGCUGAACUACAGAAGAUGGGUACAAUCAUGUAAAGUUUUCGACUUUGUUAUGAACACCUUCCGAUAG
This is a messenger RNA of Caenorhabditis auriculariae, 5085 nucleotides long. NCBI's taxonomy places the organism in Eukaryota, Metazoa, Nematoda, Chromadorea, Rhabditida, Rhabditidae. The record is from the annotation of a GenBank genome assembly.